CCUUCUCCUGCUGGCUCCUGGUCCACGCUCUCCCCACCCACCUACCUACCUACCGUGUUGGCGCCACCGUCACCAGCACAUAAUAAGGUGCAGGUGGGACGACGCCACGCACAAGACACGGUCUCAUCCCCCCUCACACACUACACUACACCACGAAUAUACCCGCUCUUUUUUUUCUAUAUUAUUUUCCUGGCUGUCCCCUGACCAACAGCCGCCUUAAAACCAUUCUAACAUUAACACGAAGGAAAGAUUGGAUCACGAAUUCCUUGGGAAGUUCUUAAGUCGCGUAAGAGUGCGGUAGCGAGGUGCUGUUGUUACUCUGGGCAUUGGCGAAGGCCCGCGACCCCGCAGGCCAGCCGCACCUCUCACGGUAAUUGAGAGUGGCACCCCCGGGGGCAGUGCCAACCUGUGCCACUCAACCUCCUCCUGCUGCUGCUACACACCUUGGAAAUGAGGACUGACUCAAGAAAAUCAGAUAAGGGGAAUAAGGUCCGGGUUUAGAGGCAGGAGGUGAAGCAGUGAGGAGGUGUACGGUGCGACCCAGGGCACGACGUCCCUCUGUAGGCUUCCUUGCCACACAGCGCCUCACAAACUGUCCUCUAUGUUGAAGGAAUCCAUUACAAAUUAUCAGACGAGACACAGCAAGAAAAAACACCAUCAUGGAUAUUACCGCCGACAAGUGUAGUUGUGUGUGUGUGUGUGUCCUGCGGGCAGUGAACUGUGCCUGUUGAUUUGUUCUUAAGUGACGCGUGCUCGAUAAGUCGUUUAUAGUGACAUUCUUGAUAAUAUGGUCCCGAUAACUUUUCUUUUGUGACCCUUGCAUAGUCAUAUAUAGCGCCUGGUCCCCUGUGUGAAAUAAUACGUAACACAACUAUUUUUUUUGUGAUCAGUGUGUAAGAAUAUAUAAGGCACAUGUUUAUUUGGUGACGUGCGUAAUACUAUAUGAAGCGCACCUAUUUUUUGGGUGUGACGUGUGAGCGGUAAUUUGUUCCUGGUGACGCGAGUGUGGUCAAGACACAUCGCUCUCCAUCUUCACCUGGUGACCAGUGACCGUCACCAUGAUGAGCUACAACAUGGGUGGUGGCGGGAGCGGCGGUGAGGUGGGUUACCUGGACAAGGUGGUGACCGCCCCUGGCUCGCCUAGUGAAAAGCGCUUCACGGUAAGCCACCUCCUGGACCUCCCUGACCUGGUGAGGCUGCCCCAGAGCACGCCCUUCACCCAUGACCUCACCCCGGCCCUCCACGCCCACCCGACGCCCGACCUGGCGGCACUACACCAGCUACAGGGCGCUCCUCACCUAUACCAUUCCGCCAGGUCCCCGUCCCUCCACCACCACCAACAACACCACCACCACCACCACCAGGCACAACAGCAACACACACCUUCAGUCCACCAGCAUCAUCCUGUUGACUGCUCAGUGGCACAGCAACAACAUAUCCACCACCAUCAAAAGCAACAGCAGCAGCAGCAACAACAGCAGCAGCAGCACCACCAUCAGCUGCAACAACAGCAGCACCACCCCCAACAGCAGUCUCAACCACAGACACAGCACACUGCUGCUGGUCAGGUUCGGGUACAGCAGCAGCAGCAGCAGCAACAACAACAACAGCAGCAGCAGCAGCAGCAGCACCGGCAACAACAACAAGGAACGGCAGCUGUCGCGGACAAACAUGUGAGCUGCCCGACGGCGCCCAAGACGGAGACAUCGCCCGCCUCUGCCCCCGACACCGACAAGAGCGACGACGAGGACGCAGAAGGGAGGAAGAAGAAGCCGAGGAGGAACAGGACGACCUUUACGUCUGUACAAUUGACGGCGCUGGAGAAAGUAUUCGAGAGGACGCACUACCCUGACGCCUUCGUCAGAGAGGAACUGGCCAAGCGCACCAACCUCAGCGAGGCCAGAGUCCAGGUGUGGUUCCAGAAUCGCAGAGCCAAGUUCCGGCGCAACGAGCGGAGCGUUCUGGCGCAGCGCAGCUCCUUCCGUCCUACCGACACCACGCCCUCCGCUCCCUCCUCCACAGGCCCUGUCGAGCAGCCCCUCGCUCCCCGGCCCUCAGGGAGUGGCAGUAUGGUCAUGUGUGAUUACAGCGGCUACGGCAGCGUGGGUGUAGGCGUAGGCGUGGCGGCGUGGAAGGGCUCUAGCGGGGGAGUGGGAAGUGCUACACCCCCCUACCUAUCUCACUUCACACCCACCAGCUCCCCGACCCCUAUGUGUACCUCCCUACCUCCAGGACUGGGCGGGACGUACGGCGGAGGUGUAGGUGGGACGGGCCAGAUGAGCGCCGGGGCCUACAUGGGGUCAUCCUUGGCCAGCCUUCGUCUGCGUGCCCACGAGUAUUCCCUCCACCAAGGGCAAGUGUGAGGAGCACCCAAGUUCCCCAACACACGCCUCACACACCUGCUGCCAAUAUGCUCACCUAACGUGCACUGGCAUGCCUCUUGUUGCCAGAAAUUGAGGCCAUGUAUUGUCCUCGUGCUACUAAUUGCAGGUGUAAUGAAAAGUUCCUCUGAGCUCCCUACACCAGAGGGAGAGGUAACAAGAGGAGCCGAGAGGUUUUGUACACCUGCUGACAGGCACUCUGCCAGCGAGACAUCUGUGAUCUUGCUGUCCUCCCUGCAACAUCAAAACCAGGGAGGACAGAGUAAAUGACUAACCCGUCCUUAACUGCAGCACAAGAGAGGGCUGCAGCACCUUCACAUAUCCUUCAACAGCAGUACAGCACUACGAUGGACAAAGUACCACCCUAUUUGUCUUUCCCCACUUGCGGAAUCACCACAGCUUCACUUUUCCCCUUCACUCCAGUAGCAUCACCACGGCAACAUAUAAUACCCAAAUAUAGCCUUACUGUCAUCACCAGGAACAUUACCACCACAGCAACUCCUAGAGGACAUACAGAUAUGGACUACACGCUUCUACAAUCUUCUAUUCUGAACCUUUCUCGUCCAUCCAGUGACAUAAGAUUUCCUGUUUUCAUAAACCAAUUAGAAAAUACACCAACAGAACUGGCAUCAACAAUUGAAUACCUUCGUCCUAUAUCCACCAUUUAACAGUCAUUGUGCUCGUAAUGCUCAGAUUGAAAAGUGAACUUUACCAAAGAUAUGCUUUGCUCCAAAUCGGUAGUCAAGUGUUUAAAUAAUAAACUUAUCAAAAAAUGAAUUAAGACUGAACUAUUUGUUGUGCCGUGGCUGAAGGACGAAAAUACAGGAGGACAAGAUACAAGACAGUAAAGGCAGGAAAUGCGGACCCUAAUGGCAAGUGACGAUCCUUGAUGGAUGACACCUGGGGUAGGAGGUAUGAUCCCUUGGGCUGGAAAUGAUGCAUAACACCGAGUGCAAGAGGUUUGAUACUAACUACAAGGAUGGAUGGCGUCAGGGGUAGAAGAUAUGAUGCUAUAGAGCUAGGACAUUGGCCUUUGUACAGUAGGCAAGACAGAUCCGGUAUGUUUGGUCGCUGUUUAACGGCACCGGACAGCCAAGGUCCAGCAGUGUUAAGCAUACCUAAAGACCACAUGAAUGUGGGCUCCACCUGGGGCACUUUUGUGUAAGUCAAAAGCGUGUGUUUGGAAGGACAUUUCUCAGUCAGGCAGUGAGUUCCGUUUGUUCGGAAGGUUGAAGGUGCAUUUUUCAGAAGCCAGGCAACUGUUCAUUGUGCUUGGAAGGCACGCAUAUGUUUCCUUGUGCUUGAAAGUCACACAGUAUCUCCUAUUUGUGUUGGAAGGUGCUGUCCACCAGCAGAUCAGUUAUUCAGUGAACGCAGCUUGAUAGAACAACACUGAACCGUUGAUGGAGGAAAUACACAGACAAACACAUUCACUCACAGACGUAAAAAACAAUGAGAAGCCUAAUUGUGAUGGAACUGUCAAUGUGUACUUAUUUGUAUAUAAUAACUAAUACUUCUGAGAGACACUGUCUGUGAAUGACUGAACAAUGUCGUCCUGGUGAUGGUGGCGUCAAUUAAGUGUAUAACAGGAGCUGUUUGUGUUGACACGUGAAACUGCAUUAAUGAAUUAAAACAGUAACUGGUCAUGAAAUCUGUAAUUGAUCAACGGGAAUUAUCCAAAAAGCCUUUGUGAUUACCGAAAGACGCUACAAUACAUGUCACUCUCAAAGGGAGAAAACCUUUUGUUAUUAUAUUUCAAUGUGUCAAAAUAAGAAUCUAUGUUAAAAAAAAUAUUCAGAUUUAAUGGUCAGAUGUUGUUCAUUUAGACGUGGACAAAUUUCUUAUUGGAUGUAAUUAAAAAAAUAAUAUAUUGUGGACCACA
This is a messenger RNA of Homarus americanus (American lobster), 4263 nucleotides long. Its product is annotated as retinal homeobox protein Rx-B-like. Gene Ontology annotation, biological process: regulation of DNA-templated transcription. Gene Ontology annotation, molecular function: DNA-binding transcription factor activity, RNA polymerase II-specific; DNA binding. The coding region runs from base 1059 to 2363 and encodes 434 amino acids. The record is from RefSeq and is a predicted model, not a curated record. The transcript is spliced from 5 exons. Lineage: Eukaryota; Metazoa; Arthropoda; Malacostraca; Decapoda; Nephropidae.